Molecule: messenger RNA, 630 nt
Organism: Drosophila novamexicana
Lineage: Eukaryota; Metazoa; Arthropoda; Insecta; Diptera; Drosophilidae
Exons: 2
Coding region: 105-515 (136 amino acids)
Molecular function (GO): protein heterodimerization activity
Source: RefSeq, a predicted model, not a curated record
GGAGAACAGAAAAUUUUCAUUACUCGAGAUUCUCUGGAACUGAACAGUUCGUGUGCUCCCAAAAAGAAAAUCAUAUAUAUAUUUUAUAUAAGAAAAGCCGAAGGAUGCCUACCAACGCGAAUGGCUUGGUUGGUGGUACAAAGAAAUUCUACGGCAAUGGUCGUCGACUCAAAGACGGACUCGAGAUCCGUAAGAAGACUUUUCGUACCGAUGUACGCCGAACAGCCGCACAAUUUGAUCCCUGGCUGCGCUUGCGCUUCCGCAGCAAGGGCUUGGAGGAGCUGAGGCAGGUGACGGCAGCCUUCGCAACCGAUAUACUGGACGAUAUGGUGGCCGUGCAGAUGCACGCCAGACGCACCACGGCGGGCGUCAAGCGGAAGCCGGUUAGGCGUUUGAGGAAGGAUAAUGUGAUGCCAAAGCGAGGACGAAGGAAAACAAAAGCUGGCCGUAAGACCCCGACGGCCCGAUACAGCCAAACAGUCAAGGGUAACCAGGCAGGCGAAACUAAGUUGUAGGAAUAACUGGGCAAGGGGUAACAAUGUGACGGGCGGAUGGAUUUAAAUAGGAAUUUACGUUUUGGAUGUUCGAUUUUAUCGCAAAAUUAAAACUUUGGCAACGCAAAAACACAAA